ACUUAACUGCGCGACGUGCACAGCUCGGGUCUCCCCGCAGCACGCCAAUACCACCUCGCCGUACAAGCCACACGCAGUCCAUUCAAUGAUUGACUCGACACUGCCCCCGUGGCCCGUGCCUGGAGUUUUGGACCACACAACAGAUGGUUUCAUAGUGAUACCCGACGAAGCUGCUAUGAUAUAUCAUUAUGUGGGAUCCCUAGCCUCCUCCGAGUCGAUCAUGGCGGAUCGCACAGCUUUGCGCGUUUACUCUGGAUCCGCAAUGGUAUAUAGCGUGACGAAAAUGCCGAUCCUCGAAGCAUGCAGUGGAGAUCAUCUAUGAAGUCUCUGUUCAAGGUUCUCAGGAAGAAGGGAGGUUCGAAGGGCGAGUCAGUGUUGGCCAAGCAACAGGAUCGAGGAGAGCCUGAGGCGAUCACAGCAGCAAGCACCGUCGAUGCUGACGGUCCGAUUCUGCUCCCUCCUUCUACAAGCAAAGGGUCACUACUAGUAGUCCCGCCAGUCAGGGUGCACUUGGUGCACUCGGACGCAUCCUCAGCGAAGUCCGACGCGAAGACACCGCCGGCGGCGGAAGAGGCGGAAAAAGCACAGACACUCGUCAAGCUUGAUACGAGGGGUGCCGAAUCACGCAUAUGGGCUUUGGUCAUCGGGAUCAACAACUACCCUAUCGCCCCUCUGAAUGGCUGCGUUGCCGAUGCCCGGGCAAUGGCGAACUUCCUGAGCAACAGCCUGCACGUCCCAGCCUCGCAAAUGGUCACCCUGUUUGACGAAGAAGCAUCGCGUGAGAACAUCCUCUCCACGUUCAAGCAGCAUUUCAUCGAGAACGGCGCGAUCACGAAGGGCGAUGGCAUCGUGUUCUUCUUUGCUGGUCAUGGCACACAAGAGUAUGCGCCGGAUGAUUGGGGUUUGGACGGCGACAUCGUCGAGUGCAUUUGUCCGCAGGACUUGGACUUCGUCGAGGUGCAUGGAAUCCCGAGCACGACGCUCAACGGUCUCUUCCGGGAACUGGCGCACAUCAAAGGGGACAACAUCACCGCCAUCUUCGACUGCUGCCAUUCCGGCAAGAUCACGCGAGAGCAGCGGGGAUUGCGUUUCAUGGCCCCUCCGCGAGACUUCAAAGCCACCAUCCCACCAACGACGGACGACGACGCGCGCAAGUGGUGGCCAGGGCGUCAGGGCGACGUCAGGGCGGCGACGAACACCGUCGCCGCGAGCUUCCGGUACAGCGCGAUGAAGUCGCACGUGUUGUUGAGCGCGUGUCGCGCGGAGGAGGAGGCGAUGGAGCGGAUCCUCGAGAGCACGAAGGAGGUGCGCGGGUUCUUCACGAGCACGCUCCUGGACGUCCUCGCCGAGCACGAGGGCACGACCGCCGGUCUCACGUACGCGUAUCUCUUCGACGAGCUCAUCCCGCCGAAGCCGUUCCAACACCCGCAGUGCCUCGGGAAGCACAAGAACCGCCUUCUGUGGAACACGACGAUCAAGAUCGUGGACGGGUUCCGAAUCGCGGUGAGGGAAGGUGCUGUCGUCGUGCCUGCUGGACGGAUCCAUGGUAUCGCGCCUGGGACGACGUUCUCCGUGCAGGCACACGACGCGAAGGAUAGGAGUCUCGGCACGCUUGUCAUCGUGGAACUCAAAGACCUCGAAUGCAUAUGUAGGUCCGAAGGCACGCCCUUCGACAUCGUCACCGGAGCCCGCGCAGUGAUCAAGGACUGGAACAACGAGGACCUCACGCUCAACACAUUCAUCCACCACGCCGUCACCGGAAAGCACCUCGCGCUCAACAAGGGGACGAUCCCGACGGAGCUCAAGGACCGCAUACCUGCCGUGGCCGACCCCGAACAAGCAGACCUGAGCAUCGUGCCGCAAGCCUCGUCGAGCAUCGUGACCGUGGAGCGGGGCGACCCCUUGAUGCACGAGUUUGCCCGCCAGAUCAUCGCGGAUCUGGACAAGAGUCUCGUCCAGUACCUUCUCACCGCCGCGCUCCACUUCAACUUCCACUUGUACCGCCAGCCGAACCCGCUCAACCUGUUCACGACGGUGCACGUUGAGCUCCUCAUGCUGCGCGAGGAGAGCGCGGGCGUGAAGCGCUUCUUGCCGGUUGAUGAGACGAGGAACUACUUCGGUGGCGAGCACCGCGUGCCGGCGUACAAGGCACACGGGCCGGCGGUGGUCCAGGAGGCGGUCCUCACGGAGUUUGAGCCGUUCUAUGGUCUGAAAGUCGUGAAUGACUCGGACUAUGACUUAUUCCCUUAUCUAUUCUACUUCGAUCCUAGCGACUACAGCAUUGAGCCGUGGUACGAACCCGAGGCCGCAACCAUAUUACCCCCUCUCCGCGCGCACAAUCACCUCAAGGUCGGCUACGGUGCCCGCCAGGCCGGGCACAACAGCAUCAAGCUGUCGCUCCCGCCCGGGAAAGACCUCGACACGGGCUUCCUCAGGAUGUUCGUGUCGACGUCGUAUGUGGACAUGCGCAUCGUGCGCCAGAGUGCGUACGGAGGGUUUCGCGCAGCGAGGCUGCAGAAGGCCGUCGAGCAGCGCGAGUUGUGGAGCGCAUGGACUUACCUCAUAACAUGCAAGAGUUCGGGUGCCCUGUGAGUUAUCUUAUGGGUUGAGCAGGGCUGAUGCGAUCGCGAGGGACAGUAGAAUCCACCCUAGGGUCAGACUGUUGAAACUGAUAUCGUAUCACGUCUGAAUUGGGGUUUGCUGUUAUUUUGUAUCAUGUAAUGUUAUGUGUAUGCUAUGUGCAUGUCUACUUCUUGCAUACAGGAGUUCAACUACAGUAAGCUCCAACACCAGCAGGGCCCGAGACUGAGGCAUACACACUGCCAAGUAUAGGUUCGCCACACAUGACUGCGGCGGUGUGUCCUCGCGCUCAUGCGUCUCAAUCGGGUUGCGUUCAUGCGCGGUGAAUAGACAGGAGCCAGGCUGUUGCCCACACAUAAGUACCCGGAAGACUGCAAUGGUUCUUGUGGAUGUAGAGCACUUGCCCAUCCCCCAAAUCUCUACGCCGCAGACGGGAUGUGCACGCGCAGGCGACUUUUC
Molecule: messenger RNA, 3039 nt
Organism: Rhodofomes roseus
Lineage: Eukaryota; Fungi; Basidiomycota; Agaricomycetes; Polyporales; Fomitopsidaceae
Product: caspase domain-containing protein
Exons: 6
Coding region: 301-2592 (763 amino acids)
Biological process (GO): proteolysis
Molecular function (GO): cysteine-type endopeptidase activity
Source: RefSeq, a predicted model, not a curated record